CACUGCAUUCACCCUUCAGGGUUGCUGGUCAUCUCAACAUUCCCUUUGUCUGUCUUUUCUUCAUCCAUCUUUUGUUAGCUGCGAUAUGUCCUAGACUUGUCGUUGGAGCGUUGAGUGCACCAAUACUAACAGUGCACAUCGCGCGCGACGUGGACCCGUCACUACGCAUCGAGCUUUUCCACUCUCAACAGCUCCCUGCUACAUACGGUGGCACAGAGUGCUGAAGCGUGGUAGCCAUGGCGGCAGCUACGGUAGACGUACCAUUCUUAUCUACACAUUAUUCGAUCCCAGAGACGACUCUCACUACUCUCACCCAAGCUCCUACCGUCGAUCUUGUCAAUCAACUGCUGGAAAGCAUCACCACCAAGGCGCGUGAAUAUGACGAAUUGAAGUCGGAUAAGCUGCGUUUGGAGGUGGAGCUUGAAAAUGCUGUGCGCACGAGCGAGUCGAAAAUCAAGGUUCUGAAGGGAUCAGUUGAGAAGGGACUUGCAGAGAGAGCAGACUUGCGGACAAAGCUGCAGGAAGCAGAAAAUGCGCGAGCUAGCUUGGAGUCUGAGAUCGCGACUCUCAAAUCUUCCUCGACUUCGAAUGAGUCCGAGGUCAGCACCUUGAAGUCACGAAUCAGCUCGCUCGAAGCAUCUAAUCGGGAUACGCUUGCUCUUCUUGAGUCGAAGACUGCAGCCUACGACAAGCUCGCGGAGGAACUUUCAGCCCAACAUAAGAAGACAAUCGACCUGCGACGUGAACUUUCGACGGCCGAACAGAACCUCCAGGCCGCCAACUCCGCUUCCGCCAGUGCUAGAUUCCGUGAGCAGAACUUGCAGCAGGAACUAGACCUGACGAAGAGGAACAAUGAAUGGUUCGAGACGGAGCUGAAGACCAAGUCAGCCGAGUAUCUCAAAUUCCGCAAGGAGAAGAGCGCCCGUCUCUCGGAGCUUCAGCGUGAAAAUGAAGAAGCCAACGCGACUAUCGACUCUCUCAGGCGCAAUGAAAACUCCCUGAAGAGUCGUCUCGACGAAGUAGAACAGAAGUACGAGGAGUCGCUCGCGACCAUUCAGCAACUCAAGGAAGAGGCUAUUCAGGCCGCAGAAUCGUUCAGAAUCGAACUCGAUAGUUCGAACCGUCUUGCUGAACUCCAGGGUGCCGCUGCGGAGACAGCCAAACAACGAGUGCAGGAAUGCCAGCUGGCUCUGGAGAAAGCAAAGGAUGAUGCGGCGGGUGAAAUAUCUAGACUGCGUGUGGAGAUCGAAAGCGAGCAUUCCGACAAGGAGGCAGCGGAACGACGUAUCGCUGAGCUUGAAUUGACUGUGAGCCAGCUCGAGACAGAGGGCCGAACCCGGUCUUUGAGCCCAACUCGAAGCUUGAACGGAGGUCCAGCUACACCACUUCGUGCGGGCACUCCUGUUGGAACGUUCUCUCCCCGGACCUCAAGGACCAAGGGCAGCCUCACUCUCACGCAGAUGUACACAGAGUAUGACAAGAUGCGGACAAUGUUGGCAGCAGAGCAGAAGAACAACCAGGAGCUUAAGGCAACUCUGGAUGAAAUGGUUCAGGAUCUUGAGUCCAGCAAGCCUGAAAUCGACGAAUUGCGCGCAGACCACGCAAGGCUCGAAAACGCCGUUGUCGACAUGUCUAACAUUUUGGAGUCGGCUGGAAAGGAGAGAGAUGAAGCUGUUCGCGAAGCAAGGAAGUGGCAAGGACAGGUUGAAGGACUUACCCGUGAAGGAGAGAUCCUUCGACAGCAGCUCAGAGACCUCAGUGCGCAGGUCAAGGUUCUGGUGCUCGAGGUUACCCUUCUUAGAGAAGGCGAGCAGGAGUAUGACAGGGAAGAACUUGAGAAGAUUGCCCGCAAUGAAAUCGACGAAUCCAUGGCCGAUCUCACCGCCACUGGCCGUUUCAUCAGCCGCAAUCUCACAACCUUCAAGGAUCUCAACGAGCUUCAGCAGCAGAACGUUACUCUGAGAAGGAUGCUUCGCGAGAUAGGUGACAAGAUGGAGAGUGCCGAGGCGCGCGAAAAGGACGCUGCCUAUAUACAAGAACAGGAAGAGCUCAAGGAACUUCGUAUUCGGGUUCAGACAUAUAGGGAUGAGAUUGCCAACCUGGUUGCGCAGACAAAGAGCUACGUGAAGGAGCGUGAUACAUUCCGCAGCAUGCUGACACGCAGACGCCAGACUGUGGGUGAUGCUUCUGCAUUCUCCCAGUCGCUUCCUUUCGGUGCAACGCCCCCUACCGGAGAUGAACAAGCCAGGGACAUGACUGAUUAUGGAGAGCUGCUUCGUAAGGUGCAGGCUCACUUCGAUACUUUCCGACAGGAGACGGCAACAGAUCAUGCGUCUUUGAAGCAGCAGGUCAAUGAGCUGUCAAGGAAGAAUUCUGAGCUCCUGAGCGAGAUUAGCCGGUCGAACAGCCAGCUUACUGCGGCAACCCAGAGGGCCGAACUUCUUCAGAGCAACUUCAAUAUGCUGAAGAAUGAGAACUCUGAACUACAGAAGCGUUAUGCCACCCUUAUGGAGAACGCCAACAGGCAGGACAUCAAGACCCAACAGGCCGCCGAAGACCUGGUGGAGGCCAAGGGACUCAUUGACAGCCUGCAAAGGGAAACCGCAAACUUGAAGGCGGAGAAGGACUUGUGGAAGAGCAUUGAGAGGAGGUUGAUCGAGGAUAACGAAUCCUUGCGCAACGAGCGCAGUCGUCUGGAUUCUCUGAACGCCAAUCUACAGAAUAUCCUGAACGAACGCGAACACACCGACGCCGACAGCAGGCGUCGCUUGCAGCUCAGUGUCGAGUCCCUCGAAUCGGAACUGCAGUCUACAAAGAGGAAGCUCAACGAGGAGUCUGAAGAAUCGAAGAAGGCAGCACUUCGCCGAGAGUACGAGCACGAACAGAGCCAGAAGAGAAUUGACGACCUCGUCACCACUCUAGGCUCGGCCCGCGAGGAGCUGGUGGCCGUCAAGACCACCAGAGAUCACCUACAGUCGAGGGUCGACGAGCUCACCGUGGAACUGAAAAGCGCAGAGGAACGACUGCAAGUUUUGCAGUCGAAGCCGAGCGCUGCCCCCUCAGCUGCACCAGCCCAGAUUGCCGAGGCAACCGAGGAGAGAGAAGAAGGUAUGGGUCUCACUCGUGAGCAGGAACUGGCGCUUGAAGUCUCUGAGUUGAAGCGCGACCUCGAGCUGGCCAGGUCUGAAUUGGAGCACGCCAAGGAGCAGGUUGAAGACUACAAGGCUAUCAGUGAGGCAACGGAAGAACGGCUACAGUCCGUCACUGAGACUCAGGAGCAAUACAGGGAGGAGACUGAACGCCUUGUCGAGGAGAAGGAAAAGAGGAUCCAGGAUCUCGAAAAGCGUAUCGAGGAGAUCACGUCUGAGCUAUCUACAUCCAACAAUGAGCUAUCUAGACUUCGCGACGAACAAGCAGACGCUGGUCGUCGUCUAGAGGAACAGAAAGCGAUGUAUGAAGCGGAGGUUGCCAGACUCAAGGACGAGGCUGAGCGCCAGCGUACUGCUGCUCAGUUCCACCAGGAGGACCUCAAGGCUCAAGCAGAGAUCGCCCAACACGCACAGCAGAACUACGAAAGCGAGCUGCUGAAGCAUGCUGAGGCGGCCAAAAAUCUCCAGACAGUCCGGGCUGAAGCCAACACCUUGAAGCUUGAAGUUGUUGAGUUGAGAACACAAGCGGAGACGGCAAAGAAGAAUCUGUCUCAGAAGGAAGAGAGCUGGACCGAACUGAAAGCAAGAUACGAGAGUGAGCUCACUGAGUUGCAGAAACGCCGCGAGGAGGUCCUUCACCAGAACUCCUUGCUGCAUAACCAACUCGAGAGCAUUACCAACCAGAUAUCGACGUUGCAACGGGAUCGCGCCAACAUACAGGAGGGCGAGGAGGAAAGCGAAACGACAAGCUCCAACUUGGAGGGCCUGCAGGAGGUUAUUAAAUACCUGCGGAGAGAGAAGGAAAUCGUUGACGUACAAUAUCAUCUGUCGACACAAGAGAGCAAGCGCCUUCGACAGCAGCUUGAUUACACUCAGUCGCAACUCGAUGAGACCCGUCUCAAGCUGGAGCAGCAGCGCCGUGCGGCCGCUGACAGCGAUCACAACGCACUGAGCCACAACAAGCUCAUGGAGACAUUGAACGAGCUCAACCUGUUCCGUGAGAGCAGCGUUACUCUUCGAAACCAGGUGAAACAGGCCGAGGCUGCUCUUGCAGAGAAGUCUGCUCGCGUCGAUGAGCUGGUCCAGCAGAUGGAACCUCUGGAGACUCGGAUCCGCGAACUUGAGAAUGUCGUAGAGAUCAAAGACGGAGAAAUAAAACUUCUCCAGGAAGAUAGGGAUCGCUGGCAGCAACGAACCCAAAAUAUCUUACAGAAAUACGACCGGGUGGACCCUGCCGAGAUGGAAGCUCUGAAGGAGAAACUCGCCACGCUGGAAAAGGAACGAGACGAGGCAGUCUCAGCCCGCGACAAUCUCCAGGCACAGGCGGCAACGUUCCCAGAGCAGCUCAAACACGCCGAAGAGCGAAUUCAGGAUCUACGUGCUAAACUCACGGAACAGUUCAAGGCUAGGUCCAAGGAGUUGACGGGACGUAUCAAUUCUAAGCAGCAGGAACUCAAUGCUGUGUUGCAAGAGAAGGAGGUUAUCCAGGAAGAACUGAAGACGACACGGGAGGAGCUUGAUGAACUGAAGAAGAAGCUGGCAGAACAACCAGCGUCGGUGUCGGCUCCUGUGAGCGCCGAGAAUGGAACGAACAUCAACUCUACUCCUGCAUCUCAGUUCCCUACGCAGACGGUGCAAGUGACAUCCGGGGCUGAUGAGGAGAAGGUCAAGGCUCUGGAAGAGAAGAUCCAGAGACUGGAGGCGGCUCUCGCGGAGAAGGACGCGCAGGCCGAGGCCAAGAUUAAGGAAAGGGUAGAUAGGAUGAAGGAGACGUUCAAUCAGAAGUUGAACGAAUUCAGGAACAAUCACCGACAGGAGAUCGAGAAGCUCAGGGCCAGUCAACAGCAGCAAGGGCAGCCUCAGGAGCAGGGUACACCAGCUCAAAAAGCAGCAGAGGCUCCUGCAACUCCCGCUACCCCAGUCAAGGAAGCGGACGAUAGCCUGCCCCAGCUUACUGACAUCCAAGCAAGGAAUCUGGUUGCCAAGAAUGAAACCAUUCGAAACAUUGUUCGCGCGAAUAUCAGGACAGGGAUUGCCAAGGAGAGGGAACGACAGGAAGCUCAGCAGGCUGCUCCUGCACAGAGCCAAGAAGCUUUGGCGGAGCUGGAGAAGAAGUUCAACGAGGAGAAAGAAGCUUUGAAGAAGGCCCACGAGCAGGGAGUGGAGGAAAAGAUCAAGUCUGCUGUCGAGCUAUCUGACAAGAAGACUGCCGUGAAGAUGAGCAUGCUUGAUACACGAUAUAGAACCGCACAAGCAAAGAUUGACGUGGUCCAGAAGGCCGCCGUUGAGACACCACAGAAACCCGUGGUCGAAGUCUGGGAGGUUGCGAAGAAUGCCAAAGCAGCCCCUGCUGCGCCGGCUCAAACACCUAAGCGGCCUCCUCCCUCGCCAGCACAAGGCCAACCUCAAGCAGCCGCUAGUGCUGCGCCGUCUCCCGCUCCCACUCCUACGCCUGCUCCUACGCCUGCUCAGGCUCCUGCUCCUGCUGCUGAGGCCCCGUCUCAGGAGCCAUCUGCAGCUCAGGAGCCUCAACAAGUAGCUCCUGCGCAGGCUCAGCCAGCUGCCACUGCACAAGAGGCGGUGCAACCACAAGAGCAGCAUCAAGCGCAGUCAACUCAACAAGCACAACCGGCACAGCAGCAGGCCCAGGAACAGCAGCAACAGGCUGAAUCCCAACCUCAGAACCCCUUUGGACAGUCCCAACAGAACCAGCAACCUUCUGGCCUACCGAACAAGCCCCCAGCCGGGACUGGCAUUGGUAACCACCCUAUGGCCGGUGCAAACGCGCUGAGGGCACUGCAGUCCGGCCUCCCCAUUGCUAGGGCGGGAAGAGGAGGUGGACGUGGUGGCAUGCAACCGCAGAACCAACAGCUGCAGCAACAGCAGCAGCAGAAUCCGUUCGGCCCCCAGGCAACGCAGCAGCAGCAGGCACAGGGCCAGGGCCAGCGUGGCUCUGGACUGCCUCGUGGCCGGGGUGGACGCGGCGGUGGCCAAGGUCGGGGAGGACAACAAAAUGUCCAAGGUCAAGGCCAGUCGAACAGAGGCGCAUUGAAUGCUCAGGCUCGUCAGUUCAUUCCUCAAGGCAACAAGCGUGCAAGGGAAGAUGGUGCUGAGGGCAGCGUCGAUGCCGGAGCAAAUGCAGGCAAGAGAAUGCGAGGCGGUGGCAAUGCUAGAGGCUCUUAGAGCUUGCCAUCCCUGCGUCGGUCUUCUAAUCAUGUUUCUUUCUCCCUUCUCUGCUUGUUUUCAGUCGGCGGCAAAAUAUGAUAUAAUUUCCUUUGUUAAUGUUGUGCAUUUCUCGGGUUGAGAUCUCACCCAUAUCCAUCUUGUCAUUUCUGCAGUUACAUCAAUCAUGGCGCACUGACUGAUCGUUCUAUCUGGUAUACAAUUUACGGUGUGGAAGUUACGAGGUUGAGAAGGGCGCCGACAUCUUCUACAGUGUAUAGUAGUUUA
Messenger RNA from Paecilomyces variotii, 6599 nucleotides. RefSeq names its product nuclear pore complex protein An-Mlp1. The record is from RefSeq and is a predicted model, not a curated record. Gene Ontology annotation, biological process: mRNA export from nucleus; protein import into nucleus. NCBI's taxonomy places the organism in Eukaryota, Fungi, Ascomycota, Eurotiomycetes, Eurotiales, Thermoascaceae. The coding region runs from base 237 to 6332 and encodes 2031 amino acids. Gene Ontology annotation, cellular component: nuclear pore. Gene Ontology annotation, molecular function: structural constituent of nuclear pore. The transcript is spliced from 2 exons.